This is a messenger RNA of Gastrolobium bilobum, 843 nucleotides long. Its product is annotated as iron-sulfur cluster assembly protein 1-like. Lineage: Eukaryota; Viridiplantae; Streptophyta; Magnoliopsida; Fabales; Fabaceae. The record is from RefSeq and is a predicted model, not a curated record. Gene Ontology annotation, biological process: iron-sulfur cluster assembly; intracellular iron ion homeostasis. Gene Ontology annotation, molecular function: ferrous iron binding; 2 iron, 2 sulfur cluster binding. Bases 23 to 523 code for a protein of 166 amino acids. The transcript is spliced from 3 exons. Gene Ontology annotation, cellular component: cytoplasm; mitochondrial matrix.
UUCACAAAAUAAAAAUAAAAAAAUGCUGAGAAUCGCCGCAAGCGCAAAGAGAGUGGUGGGAACGGCGUCGUUCGAGGCGGCACCGCCGGCCGUUAGGGUUCUGCAGCGGUUCUACCACGAGAGGGUGGUGGAUCACUACAACAACCCCCGGAAUGUUGGAUCGUUCGAGAAGAACGACCCGACCGUGGGUACGGGUCUGGUCGGGGCACCCGCGUGUGGCGACGUCAUGAAGCUUCAGAUUAAGGUUGAUGAGAACACCGGAAAGAUCGUUGAUGCUCGUUUCAAGACCUUCGGCUGUGGUUCCGCUAUUGCUUCUUCAUCCGUUGCUACUGAAUGGGUAAAGGGAAAGCAAAUGGAGGAAGUUUUAUCCAUCAAAAACACUGAAAUUGCAAAGCAUCUUUCACUUCCACCAGUCAAGCUUCACUGCAGCAUGCUUGCUGAGGAUGCUAUAAAAGCAGCUGUUAAAGAUUAUGAAGCUAAGCGUGCCUCUGCAACUGCUAGCGGAGAGUCGACAACUGGAUAGAAAACUGCCACUGCCUGAUUUCUGUAAUUUCUAGAAUGAUGAUGAAAACAACCUUUAGUGUGGUUUUCUGAUGGUGUUAACGAGUCAAUUGUUAUCAUUAGAACAUCUUGAAGCCAGACUAUUUCUUGGUUGGAACUAGUCAGCUAGAUUUUAUUGUCAUAAUGUAUGAAGCAAAUAGUUGUGUGCUGGCUGUAAUUUGUUAUCUGCAAUCUGCAUGGUUUGUAGGAGUAAAAUCAUGUCUUUAUUGAACUAUGUACACAAUACAAUAAAGCAGAAUAUUUACAUGUUGGAAUAUUUGGAAGUCCAUAGCUUCAUCUUUA